Molecule: messenger RNA, 1468 nt
Organism: Carassius auratus (goldfish)
Lineage: Eukaryota; Metazoa; Chordata; Actinopteri; Cypriniformes; Cyprinidae
Product: G-protein coupled receptor 4-like
Exons: 2
Coding region: 229-1242 (337 amino acids)
Biological process (GO): G protein-coupled receptor signaling pathway
Cellular component (GO): membrane
Molecular function (GO): G protein-coupled receptor activity
Source: RefSeq, a predicted model, not a curated record
UUCAUGUUAGUCAUGUGCUGAGCUUAUGUACACAGAAAUAUGCUUAUUUUUAUGCUUUUUAUGUUUUCCUUGCAUCAUAUGAGGUCAUGUUCCUGUAGGAAAUUAAGUGAUUUGAGUUGUCUCUGUGUUCAACAGUUACUUAAUGAAAAAUUCACGUUUCUUAUCAGAACAUAUUAGGAUUCAAAUCCAUAUAAAGAACACAAGAGCACUCUGUCAUAUAGGCAAAAGAUGAAGAACCACUUCAAUGUUAGUGCCCUCACAAGCCUGAGCGUUCCUGUGACUCUGGGAAAUGCUUGUGGAAUUGAUUUCAGUCAAGAUGGCAUCUUCCUUCCCGUCCUGUAUGGAAUCUUCUUCAUCAUCGGCACCCCUUUAAACCUGCUGGCGCUCUUUGGGCUCUACAAACUCAUCCAGUCGGAGAACGUUCUUCCAGUUUAUGUCAUCAACCUUCUGAUCGCAGACCUGAUUCAACUUCUGACUUUGCCUUUAUGGAUAGAUUACUAUGCCAAUGGACACAAUUGGCGCUUUGGACCCCAGAGCUGUCAGUUCAUGGGUUUGUUUUUUUACAUUAGCAUUUAUUCAGGCAUAUUCUUCAUGUGUAUCAUUGCUCUAGAACGUCACCUGGCCAUCGCCAGACCUCUCAGUUUCAAGUAUCUCCUUAACUUGAAGUUUGCUCGCUGGAUAGCACUCAGCAUUUGGAUUCUAAUUGCGGUGCCACCUGCCAUUGCGUUAAACAAACUCUUUCCCAAGCAGGAAAAUUACACUCUUUGUAUCGAGAAGUAUCCCUCAGAGGGCAGUUUUAUCACCUACAGACUAAUUACUCUGCUUUUGUCCUUCAUCAUUCCCCUGAGCUUCAUUGUCGGUCUCCAUAGAGAGACUGUCCGCUCGCUGAUGGCAAUCAACCGGCUUUUAUCCGAGGAGAAGAGAAGUAUCAGGGGUCUGCUCACUCUUCUGGUGGCCGUAUUUGUCAUGGUGCUGGGACCCUAUCAUUUCAUCGGCUGUUUGAAGUACGUCGGACUGCUUAUACACAACAGUCCGUGUGUUUGGGAAAAGGCUAUGUUUAUGCCCUAUCAGUUAGGACGAGGCUUUCUGAGCCUUAACAGUUUGCUGGAUCCUGUGUUUUACAUCUUUCUCCGCAAAGACUUUCGUGCAACCGCUGGGAAGUACUUGCCUUGCCUGAGGAGAGUGAGGAACAGAUCGUAUCGGACAGAGAAUGUGUCAAGCUCUACUCUAGACUGUUCUUAAAGAUUUCCUCCUGGUUAUGUAUUUGAUAUACACUUUGGACAAAAAACUAAGAAACUAUACCAAACUCAUACUCAAACUCAUAAGGCCCUUAGACAAAUGAUUUAGCAUCAUUGCUCAUUCUUAAUUAGAAGACAUAUGGCAUUGCUAUGCUUUUAGUUAGCCUUGCUUGCUCCUGAAUUUUGUUUUUCUGUUGAGCAUUUCCACAUCUGCACUGCUGGACUGAUUU